AUGGACUCUGAGUACGUGGCGACACUGGAAGGCUCCAAACCGCUCAGGUGGCAUGCCAUUCACAGUGCCGGGCGGGGACACGAUGGUAUCUUAUGCCUAGUUCGUGAGGAUCUCAUUUCUUCCGACCAUAUCCGCUACCACGUGGUGGAACCAGGCCGGCUGUUGCACGUGCGGAUUCUCUUUACUGUACCACUAGAUGUCCUUUGCAUUUAUCAAUGGGCAUGGAACCCUGGGAAAGCAGAGCUCAAUGGGAAAAACCGGCAGGAGGAGAUGUUGCGACAACGACGCCACAUUUGGCACCGCAUUGCUAAGUGGAUCGAGUCCAUCCCUCAACGCUGCACCUGUCUCCUCGCUGGUGAUUUCAAUUGCUCACUCCUCCCGGAACCAGCUUUUUGCGGACAGGGUGUGGUUACCACACAUGGAGGACAUCCAGAUCAGGACACCUUCCAAGAAUUGGUACGUGCCCAUCGUUGCUGUGCUCUUAAUACCUGGUCUGCUUCGGGCCUCUUGGCCAGGACAUAUGUCCCGCCGAAUGCCACACCUCAGCAGGGAUCCCAGAUUGACUACAUCCUUGUUCGUGGCACUACGCCGGACCCCACUGCCAAGAAAGCCCAGCCAUUCCUUGCUGAGUUUGUCCCAAACACAGGCUGUCGACACCUACCAGUUCGGGCCUCGAUCCCAGCUCCCAGGCGACCAUCCACUGGGCCCCGACAACAUCGGCUAGCCCCGCGCCUGGUUCAGGCAGCUCUGAAACAGCCCCACUUUGUGCACAACCUGCAGCUCGACCUACAUCAGGCUCUCCGCGACGAGACUCAGAAAGGGGUGGAGGAUUGGAACUUUGAUGCUUUGAUCCUUGCAGGGUGGAAGCGCGCUGUCGCCAACCAGCCAUCCCACAAGGAGGCCCACCGACCAGCUCAACAGUGUGCUCCCGACACACUGACAGUACAGGUCCACACAUUAUGGACACAACGGGCUGCUCUUCGACAGGCGGGCCGACUGCUACAUACCUGGAGCAGAGCAGGACCCUCCUUGCGACACAGCUUCCAAGUCUGGGCAUGUGCCGCCCGACUACAGGCACAUACCCGUGCCCUCCGGAAAGCCUGCCGCCACAAGAAAACGGAGAAGGUGGCCGAGGCUGUCCAGGCCACCAACAUCCAUCAAGCUGCCAAACGGUUUGCCCCAAAGACACCCAAACGCAGGAUCCAACUCCGCCGAGAAGAUGGUGGCUUACAGACCCACGAGGCUGAAUUCCGACAAAUUGUCCAGCACUUCACGUCACUGUACCAUGCUGCAGAUAUGGAACCGCCCCAGCUGUCAGCAGAUCUGUGCAUUGAAGGAGUGGAGAUUGACAAUGCCCUGUGCCGCCUGCAACCUGGUAAGGCCAUGCCUUCCUGCAAUGCUCCGGCUGCAUUGUGGAAACGUUUUCGGCAGGACCUGGUUCCAUUGUUGCAGCGGCAAUUUGCAUGGCACCUCCGGCCUGGCGUCAGCAACCUCCCAGAAGCCUGGACCCUAUGUGAACUGGUACUAUUGCCUAAACCAGGCAAACCAUUGAAGUCUCCUGCCCACCUUCGACCAAUUUCGCUUUUGGCUCCCGAGGCCAAGAUACUGGCCUCGAUCGUGGCACAGCGACUCAAGGAGCCCGCCAAGGCAUACCUUGCUUCACUUCCACAGUUCGCCUAUGUGGAGGGACGUACCUUACAACAAGCACUUGAACGAGUACUUGGACACUGUGCUCAGGUCAGAGGACUUGUGCAAGGCAACACCCGCAAUAUUCACAACAAGCGUUCGGGCCGGACCAGCCUGAGCCUCUACGGCGGAUGUCAAUUGUCCUUAGAUCUGACGUCGGCAUAUGAUCUGGUCCAAUGGCCCCUGCUGAGGCUGGCCCUGAUCGAUGCCGCCAUCCCGGAACCACUUAUACAGCUCAUCAUGCUGGUUCACCACUCAGCGAAAUUGGCCCUGCAACACUGUGGGUUGAAGCAAACGGUCUCCCUCAAAAGAGGGCUGAGACAAGGUUGCAGCUUGUCGCCCACGUUGUGGGCUAUCUUUUCAGGUUGGAUGCUUAAGCGGAUGCAUGACCCUCAGCUCUUGAAUGUCCAUGAGACAAAUACAAGCUACGCAGACGACCAGCACUACCGAUGGACCAUUCGCGAAGGCAAAGACCUCGAGGUUGCCUAUGCUGGAAUGAAACACGUCCUGGCCUGCCUCCUCAAUGCUGGUAUGCUCAUCAGUCAGGAUAAAACGGUAGUUAUCCUGGAACUGCAGGGUGCCCAAGCCGCUCGAGCUUUAGCUCGAUAUACCGUCGAGCGACCCCAAGGCAAGUGCUUCCGCUUUGUCAUUGCUGAUCAAACUCUGUACCUCAAGAUUGUGCCUAAGCAUGUGUACUUGGGUGCGGUGGUCGGCUUUCGGCACUUUGAACAGGACACCUUCAAGCACAGAUUAUCUUUGGCAAGAUGCACCUUGUCCAGGCUGGGGGUGAUACUUCGCAACCGUGGAGUGCCCCUACGACUUCGCCUGCAACUUUGGCAGGGAUGCGUAUGGCCGGCUCUCUUCCAUGCUCUGGACUGCACGGGACUCCCUCAGAAGGAGCUCCAAACUCUACAGACACAGCUCAUCAAGCAGGCCCGUGCUAUUGCCAAAUCUCACAGCAUGCUGACAAAGGAGACCAACCAAGACUUCAUUCGGCGACUCCGUCUCCCGGACCCAGUGCAGCGGCUUCAGCACGCCCUUAUGCAGCGUGUGACCCUGGACGAAACCCUCUCCCCGGUCCUGGCCCCUGGCCCAGGUCAACUGCAGUGGCGGACCAUUGUGAGAGGGCAUCUCUUUGAUGGACGGAAUGAGUGGGCUCUACCUGACACAAUUGCCUCUGACCCAACUACUACCCCCGCGGCCCGGCUAGAAGAGGUUCAGGAAGUACUCUCCGAGAUCUUCAAGUGUGACGAUUGUGGACAGGAGUUUGCCACUCAAGCUGCUCUCCGUCGGCAUGUGUUUCUGACGCAUCUUAGUCAACAGCAACAACUGGAUAGGUCUGCGGAAGUCAAGGAGUCCAUUAAGGGCGCGGAAAUGGCACAUGCCCUUGACGGAAUGCCUAAAUGCAAGCAUUGCCUGCAUGCCUUUAGCACGUGGCAUGCCUUCCAUUAUCACAUCAACUCCAAGAGCUGUGCUGCCCUCAGAGCCUUGUCCCAAAACCCAGAGGCUCAGGCUAGUGUCUUGCCAGAGAUCACGGAGGCCUUGAUCGCGUCACCAGUGGAAAGUCACUCGCCAUUUCGGACAUCCGACCGGAGGCUUUGCACUGCCAUGUUCGACAACAUGCUGAUGCGACCCGAGCAGGCCAUCCCCUCGGAACUGACGGCAGCCACCCACGAGCUGAGUCUUCUACGAAACCUUGUGAACCAGCAAGCAGGGAUGGGGGCAAUGGGGCCUCAGGGGUCUCAGGAGCGACGGCCAAUGGAGUGGCACAUGGAGACCGACCCGGAGGACAAGGACAUGCCCAGCCGGCGGGACAAGCCGGAAGGACGUCAGCCCAAGUGGCACAAGCCCGACCAAAAGGGCGGCCAAAAGGGCGGCCAAAAAGGAAAGGGCAGGAAUCCCCAGUUCGGCCCAGCCUCACGCUCCAACAACUCCUGGAGAAACAACGGCAAUCCUCAGGCGUCAUCGGGCAACCACUCGUGGCAGGCGGACGGGGACAAGAUGGAGUUGUCGAGGGCGGAGCUCCAGGAGAUCAAGAAUGUCCUGAACAUGGUCUCCACCCUCGUGAUCCGCCAGGAGGUGCAGCAGAACAUCCAGAGGCAGGACACCGGGUUCAUGGUGUUUGUCCAGACUCAGGUGCCGGACAACCUGGCCCAGUCGAUGUACCAGAUCGGCAAGACGUGGCACGACACCAAGCGGGACAAUCCCACUGCCCUGCGACAUCCCAUGCGGGUCACGUUAUACCAGCACUUUGUCCAGACAAUCAAGGAACGGUUUCAGGCGAUGAUGCGGACACCCUCCUCACGAUCCAAGGCAGAGAGCCUGGGAUGGGUAUCCAGCUGCGGCCGGAAAGUCCACGGCCUCAAGUGGGAUACAACGCAGCAGGCGCAUGUCCAGGACGAGACCAUCGCGAGCCUGGAUGUCGUGGAGAUCGAGGAGGCAUUGGACGAACUCCUGACGUGUGCCCCCCAACAGCUUGUCAUCCAGCGGUUCCAUGCAACUCGCCAAUUGGCGGCGGAAUAUCAGUCACCGGUGAUCACCAUGUUCCUGGAGGUGGGGAUGCGGACCGAAGCUGCCCAGUCAACGAGGAUGCUUCCUGAGGCACGAGCGACUACAGAUGAGUGCUUUGGCAAAACGCCUCUCCACAUUGACACAGUGAAGUGUGUCCAGCUGGGGAAUAAGCAUUGCUUCUGCUAUGCGAAUGCGCUGAUGAUGAGCCUGCUUUCUCUUGACUGCAGCAUGGAGGGACCAUCACUCUUCAGUGGGGAUGCUGCACGAGUGGUUGGCGCCAUCCUUCAAUCUGCAGGACAAAUCUUCCACCUGUGGGAGCAAGGGGAGUGGAUUUCCAUGAUGGAAGGGUCUGCGGCUGCAGCGGGCAAUCACCUUAUCCAGGAUCUUGGAUACUCUGUUCCCUUGACUCUUGCACUUCGAUUGCCUCAGUUGCCUAGAUUCCUCAAGACCAUGACCAAGGACCCUGCCAGGGCCCUGACCGCCCUGGCUAAGUGCCACCUCACCAAGUGCAUUGCUAAAGUGCAAAAACAAAAGCUUGGCAAGUGGAAACAGCGCGCGCUACUGAUGUGGCGUACUGUCUUCAUUCCGAAGGAGCAGAGUCGACCUGUCGCGGCCAAUUGCGUUCGCGCCUGCCUUUGCAGUGGUCAUGCUGGUGGUACUGGUGGCCACAAUGCUCACACGCUCUUGGUUGACAUCCAGGCUCGGUCCCAGGCUCACAGAUGUCAUGUUGCCGUUUCCCUUGACGUUGAGAAAGCGUUUGACCGUGCGAGCUGGAGUGUCUCGUUGAUGGUCUUUCGAGUGGGGCAUGCCGCAGUGGUUGGUUUCUACCUUGCAGUACCAAUGGGCUCAUCAGCAACGUCUGUUCUCGCUGAAUUGGCGCAGCGCCGCCAAGUUGAGACCUUUUGGGCACGCUUCCAAGACGUGUCGAGGAUGCGCAAUAAUGAGUCUAAGAUUCAGCGUUGGCAUAUGCGUCGUAGUGAUCAGGUUGGUUUUAUCUUGGGAGCUGUUGUCGGAGCCGAGACUGCCGAGAUCCAUCCGAAGGAGCUGGAGCGCCGUGAUGGUGUUCUUCGUACUGCUGCGCGCAUUGCGGCCUUGCCGGUUGCUAUUAGCAUGCGGUCGAAACUCGCGGCGUCGAUGUUGACUGGCAAAGCGGUUUGGGACCAAGUGGUUACUCAACGCCAAAGAAGCGGAUGA
Messenger RNA from Symbiodinium sp. CCMP2592, 5391 nucleotides. NCBI's taxonomy places the organism in Eukaryota, Dinophyceae, Suessiales, Symbiodiniaceae. The record is from the annotation of a GenBank genome assembly.